This is a messenger RNA of Mycena citricolor, 2451 nucleotides long. Lineage: Eukaryota; Fungi; Basidiomycota; Agaricomycetes; Agaricales; Mycenaceae. The record is from the annotation of a GenBank genome assembly.
CAAAUCUGAAGUAUGGGCAAUGGAAGUGUGAUAGAUUUUUGCCACGGCCCAUCAGUUGCUUGAGCCUUUGUCACUGGGCUGUCUCCAUAAGAGGCUCACCAUCCCCUUCCACCACACCCGUCCGCCUAUCGUGUAGAAACCAUUCAGCUCUCGGUCGCUUCCCAUAUCAUCCUCGUUGUGGAAUACUCUGGGCGAUCGCCUGUCCAUCACAUGAAUUGAAGCUCAAACGAAACAAAAGCCACCGGUCUGACUCAGGGCAUGCGCUGGCGGCACAAAUCAAAUCUCCCCACUGAUGACACGGGAAUCUCGAGGUCCGGAGCGGAGUGUCUCCUGGUGGAGCGCUAAUUCUCGGUUUCCAGUUUGGUGGGCAACAGAGUGGAUCCUUUCGAGGGUCUUUUCGGUGAGUAUUUCAUCUGCGCACCAGAUAACUCUCUGUGACUCUCCACAUCGCUCAGAGUCGUCACUAUUUCACAAGCUUACUCGCGCGUGCCCUAGGACAUGCUCACCUCGUGGUGUUACUGCGACCGGAUGACCAUUUGUGGGACGGGCAUUAACAGCGUGAAUGCAGCUUAGGCUCACGAACGUGAUACGCGCCUCAUUCAGUUGUUGGGCUGAGGAAGACAAUGGCGCGAUGAGUCCUCAAGCUUCAAGGCUCCGACCUGGGGCACUCAUGAAUUGGCGUUGUAAUAUUGAGGAUUCAGCGACAUCCAACGAGUCGCGCCGUAUCAGCGCAGGACGACGAAUCGCCUCGUGCGCUGCGGUAUGUGUGUGAAGAGUCUUGCAGCCACGCUGCAUGCGCAUUGAAAUUUAAUCCCCCGCGGGAGCCAGCACACCGGCUGACUGCAAGACUCUCGAAACCCAUCCCAUAUAAAAACAGCGCACAAAGCUCGUCUUCAGCUCACUGUUCUUCGCCUCUUGCCAUUCUUCCCACCCUUCCAAAGCUUCCUUCUACUCCUAGCAAUGUCUGAAGUUCUCGGUGUUAUUGUCAUUGCACGAAACGGCGAUCGCGAGGAGUACUAUCAAGACCCGAAGACGUACGCCCCGGCGUUGACCGAUUCGACAGCUCUUGGUGUUAGCCAGCUUCAUCUUCUUGGCGAGCAACUCCGUGAGACGUAUCUCACCCCCGGGUCUUCUUCCUUCAUUUCGGAGAUCUCUCCCGAUCUCGUCGACACCGAGCAGGUGAAAGUCCGUGCGAAGGCAGGAGGCGAAGGUGCAGUUGUCUUCGACAGUGCCAUCGCGCUCCUUCAGGGACUGUUCCCGCCCAACCCCAAGAACAAGAUCACGCUCGCGAGUGGGACGACAGUCAGUGCUCCCCUAGGAGGAUACCAAUAUGUUCCCAUGGAAACUGUGGAGCCUGGCAACGACCGCUCCAUGGAAAGCUGGACAGAUUGCCCUAAUUUCCAAAAGCACAUUGCUGCUUUCCACUCUUCGGACGAGUUCAAGGCCAAGGCGAAGGAAGCUGCACCGUUCCUCGGCGAUCUCCACGACUUUGUUUUCGGACGGACUACCACUCUGGAGAACAUCUGGAAUAUUCACGAUUUCCUGAGCACGCAGCUUAUGUACAACCAGACGUUUGCUUACCGGCUCCCUCCCACGUAUAUUGAACAGGCUCGUGCGCUGGCCGACUGGCAUCAAGACGGUGUUUUUUCAGAUGAGCAGGCAGACGGCGUCGGAAACGUCGCCGGCCGUACCAUGAUGCAUACCAUUAUCAAUUCGUUGGAGCGGAUCGCAUUCAACGGAGACCCGCUCCAAUUCAUGGUGGUACAGACUACGUACCAGCCCUUCAUCUCUCUGUUCCACGGAACAGAAAUGAUCAAGGAAAACCCCGAACUCAAGGGAAUUCCCAACUUUGGCUCAGCGUUGGCGAUCGAGCUGCGUCGGGGUGCUCCGCCUGACUCGCGCGACUUCCUCCGUUUCAAAUUCAAGAACGGAACCAACGCUGCCGACGACUGGAAGCUCGUAUUCCCAUUCGGACAUCGAUCGGAUGUCCCGCUAACCGAGUUCAUCUACCGUGCCGAAGGCGCGGCGAUCUCCAGCAACAAGCAAUGGGCCCAAGUCUGCGGUGUCAGCAGCGCUGAGACCCAGCCCGCCCUCGCCGCUGCCAUCCAGACUGCGGCCGGCAAGACCAGUAUCCAGUUGGCCUUUGGCAUUAUGUCAUUCUUUGUCCUGUGCUUCGUUGCUGUCAUGGGCCUUCGCGCAAAGCUGGCCCGAAACCGGGCUCGCUACGUGAGACUUGCGGAGGAAAAUGAGACCCUUCAAACCUAUCGCUACGCUGACCAGAAGCCCAUGGAGAAGACGCGGCUGGUGUGAGUCAGCUUCCAGUCUCCAUCGAACGUUGAACGUUUCUGCACUGUCCCAUUACUGAUGGACAUUAUUUAUUCAAUUUAUGGCCCACAUACAUGUAACUAUACAUCCACGGGCAUCAAUGGAGAUCCCUUGUUAUCGUUUCCU